This is a messenger RNA of Porites lobata, 22858 nucleotides long. Lineage: Eukaryota; Metazoa; Cnidaria; Anthozoa; Scleractinia; Poritidae. The record is from the annotation of a GenBank genome assembly.
AUGCCCAAAACGCUAGGGCUUUGGGAAUGGGGAUGCCCAAAACGCCGUGACACCGCCAUAUUGGAAAACGAGAAGACCCUGGGGACGAGAUUGGCUUUAACAGCAAUGGCGGAAGAAGGAAAUAGCCGUCCAAUUCCAUCUGGUCAUGACGAGCAGUUUGUUAACCCACCUGAUGAAGACCUUCAUUGCAUAAUAUGUUUUCUGCCGUCGAAAGAACCGGUUCUUACAAGAUGUGGUCACAGGUUUUGCCGGCAGUGUCUCGAGGAAUAUAUGCGAAGGUAUUCUUAGACUUCCUAGCUGCACUACUACCUGAAAGCUUCGGAUUCAUAGUUUUUCUGUUCUUAUCAGAUGUGUAUAUUGUAUAUGUUACAGUAACAACAUUAUCAGUACCGGUCAAGAGAUCAUGAUCUUUUGGUACUGUGUUAUACAAGUAGGCUAGAUAGCUCUUGGUAAAACUUGUUGAUUGUUAGUGAUCUUUGUGAUAGGUAUUGAAAGAGAUUGCCCCUGCUUUUAAGGAUGUACUAGUAAAUUUCUCAAGUACCUUCAACUUAUGGCACCAAAUACAAAACGGUGUCUAAAUGAACGGCACCCGAUCAAAGUGUUCCGUUCAGACAGUCCGAUCUGCAUUUGUCUGGUGUCUACUAGAUUUGUUUCGUACGUAUCGGAGAUAAGCUAAUUAGGUAUAGGGGUUUAAUAUUAGGAUACAAGGAAUACAGAUGCUUGCCACUAGGUUACACUACGCUUAAUGAUCUUGUUGUCGGCCGCCCAUAUAACAACAACCGACACAACCGAUACAACACAGUCGGCGCAAGGCCCAUAAUGAUCUAGUUAAUUCCUCAUAAUAAAACGCGAACAAAGCUUCCUUUUACUUUCAAUUGAGACUUGAAAAUUCUUUAAGAAUAUCUUCUUUUAAAAAGCUUUAGUAUUUGGUAUUGAGUACUGUUUUUAAACGGAUGAAGUCGCUCCAGAGCGUACAGCCCUAAACGCUAGAGUACGUUUGUAUGUGUUCGCAAACAACUUAAACGAGCCUGUGUGUAAGUUUUAUGAUUUAAUUAAAUUUGACUGUAGCGAAGCGUAACGCUGUGGUUAAAGUAGAGUUGAAGAGAAUAACUUUACUUCUCUGAUUGUGAUGGCUAUAGGCUUCGAAGUGUACUUGUAGUUUCUAAUCCAGUAACAGCUAUCGUGCUGUUGGGAACCCGCUAAAAAUUACUAUAUCUUUGGAAUGUUCUAACUGUAAUGUCAGAAUCUUAAACUGCUUUGCACAUGUGAUGUUUGUGUUCAGUCAUGAAUCACUUCAUCGAUCAUGUAAUGGAGCAUUUGAUUAGAUGCCGAUUAAAAUAGGCUGAAAAUGAGAAAAGAGGAGAAAGGGCCAGAGCCGCAGUGUUUUACACCCUCUUAAAAUAAGAAUACAUUUUAAUCAAAACAACGUCGCUUGUUAUUCAUUUAAAAUAUUUGCCCCCAUUUCUCCCGCUAGUUCUCCAUAACCAUGCUAGCGUUGUCCAAAUUUGGAAGAAGCUAGCCAAGGCCAAAAGCGAAGCUCUUGAGGAAUCUUUUAAAAAAAUGUUUUUCUGAAGUAAUUCAAUUUUUGCCAUAGGCAGAAAGCAAACUGAAUUACACCUUUAAAAAUGGACCUAGGUCCGCGAUCAAUUGAAGAUCAAAAACUCGUCAGCAGAUAACUUUAAAAAUACGUCACCUCAAUGAAUUGUGUAUUUGAGCCCGCGAUAAAGUCAAGUGACACUGGUCAGUGGAUACCCUCUUUGACAGCUGUCGAUUGACCAUAACAUGGAUGUCCAAUGCCAAGUUAAACACAAAAAGUAUAUGCCUGGGACUUUUAUCUAAAAAGUGUGUGUCAGAAACAACAUUUAUUGGAUGCAUAGAUACCAAAUUUCCUUACCCAUGGUGUUUCGCUGAGGGCGCUUCUCGCACGCAAGAGCUUUGCUAAAAAGACGUCUAUUAAGCUAUCGUUAGAAAAGAGACAGCCACUGAAAAGCCGUGGGGACGUUUUUGAAUUAUGCGUGUGUUUUUAGCCAAUUAGAAACCGAGAAAUAUUUUAAAUGAAUAAUAAUUAUCGAUUAUAGAAUGAGGCUGAGUAUCAUCUAAAGAAUUGUGAAGAUCGAGGAGGGUGUUAUUACACCAUCCGAGAUCUCCAUAAUUCUUCAGAUGAUACCAAAGCCGAAUUCAAUAAUUGUCUUAUUACUCAUUCAAAAAAUUCCUAGUUUAAAAACAGGCUAAAACAUGCUUACUUCCAUCGAUGUUAAGUUCAUCUUCGAUAAUGCACGUUAAUCGGCAAGUUUAGGAGCCAAGGGUUGUUCAGCUUCGCAAAUAUUCUCCAAAUAGCAGAUGUCGCCCUUCGAGUUGUCUUCUUGCUGUUCUUGCUAUGUUAUUAGGCAAUCGUGGGCCUAUUUCUUGCCGGUGGAACAAGUAAAAUGUUGGGACAUUUUUGUUCUUACUACCAAAACAACUCAACCUCGUGAUUUUAACCAAUCAGAAACGAAGAAAUAUUUUGAAUGAAUAAUAAUGACCAAUAUUUAACAAUUUUUGAAUGAGGCUGAGUUUCAUUUGAAGAAUAAUGGAGAUCGAGGCGGAUAACCGGCCCUUCGAGAUCUCCAUAAUUCUUCAUAUGAUACGAAAGCCGAAUGCAAUAAUUUAUUUUAUUUUUAUUUUGUUUUAUUUAUUCAAAAUAAUCGUCUAGCCAAUAAGAAGCGGAGAAAUAUUUUAAAUGAAUAAUAAUGUUUAUUAUCAAAGGCAGGAGCAAGAGGGCCACCAGAUAACAUGUCCUUCGGACAGAGAAGCCCUGGAACGAAAUAAGGUAUUACAAGUGCAAUAGGAACUGGUUUUUAGACGUCACUACUGCGACGGCAACGAGAACGUCAAAAGAACAAAAGGUUUAGAUUAGCUAAACAACAACUUUGCACGUGCAUCGCACUUUUUUUGUAAUUUCUUUGCCGUCACUGCACGACUUUGACGUAAGGUUGACUAGUUUCACGUUUUAUGGACAACGUGAACAGUUUUCCUUUUCAACUUGGAUAUUUUUGUUUAGGCCGUGACGUUUUCGUCUCCGUUGCCAUCGUUGUAUCUUACACUUCCUUAUUCUUACUGUGACACAGGCAAAGAGCUCAACUUUACUAAAAGGAGAGAAAAAACAAUCAGGAAAUUAUUUUUUGAAUAAGUAUCUUCUUCCUUUUUUACAUUGUAGGACAUAUUCCCUGACAAACUAGCCGAAAGAAGGGUGUUGUCACUUGUCAUCAAGUGUCCCAGUGAGUGUUGCAAGUGGACUGGUGAACUGAGAGAAAAAGAGGUUAGGAUUGUUUACCCUCGAAACUUUGACGUGCCUUCUCCUUCGAACGUCCCUGUCCAAUAAACUUUUGGUUGUUCAAAUUUCCAUCCCCAAUACUCAAAAGAGCAUUCAAUGCCCCUUUUCCUGUAACUUUUAGGAGACUGGAAUAUGACUCUUUUCUGGACUUUCUAAAAGUCCUAUUUCCCUGGUUGUUUAUACUUGUUUAAGGACAUUUCAUACCUGUUUGGAGCGAAAUUCACCGGUCGAAAAUUCUAACAGUGAUGUCAUGACAAUUGACCAAUAGGACAGUGAGUGAUACUUCACGCCGCUCCCGACACGGCAUAUGUCAAUCAUUUUUUCCCGCGUGAAUUUAUAAUAUGAUUCAAAUCCAUUCAGGCGAAACAAGUCGACCUCGAGACUUACCGUCGCUCGCUCGGUCGCUGCGCGACCUCAUGCAUUGACGCUGGCUUCGCUCACUUUUAAGAACUUAUGAGAGGUCAACUUGUAGCAAGUCUAACUCGUUUCGAGCACAGCCUUUUCCUUCACUUUUGCACUAGGACGGCGACGGUUCAGAAUUUAUGUGUAGAUCAAUAAUAGAUUAACUUUUAAGGGCCACCGUUGACUAUCAGGAAACUUUUUCUCCCACAUACAUACUCAGUGGUGAACUCACGGUGAAGUCAAUAAAUGAGUUCUGCGCCAAAUGAACGACAGUAAACUCCACGCAAAAGCGUUUCUUUAGCACUGAUCUACGUAUUAUAUAACGCGAUGCGUCGCCCUAUUAUGAAACUUGCAUUUGCAAAAAUUACCUCUGACGGACUUGGUGUUUAAUAUGUAUAGCGCGAAUCUAAGGACGGGUCUUGGGACUCCUUUUGAUUAUUUUCACAGAACCACUUGGCCUCUUGUCCUUGGAAAAUUGUUUCUUGCACGAAUGAAAAAUGUGGAGAGAACGUUGCCAGAAAGGAUUUGACUGAACACGUGGUUAACGCGUGCGUAUGGAGAAUUUUAAGUUGUCUUCAUUGCAAAGAACACCAUCUACAAUGCCAGAUGGAGGUAAAAGGAGAGUGGUUCUUGUUGUUUGUUUUGAGAAGCAUAAAACGGUAACUAGGCAACCCAAAUAAUAGGAACGUAACAAGAAAUUAUAGAAUAAACGCGUCAUUUUUCUCUGCAACACCUUCACCUCGUAUAUACUACCGUGUGUAACGCAAAGCAAGGGACAAUUCUUUAUUCAAAAUAUUUCCCCGUUUCUGGUUGGCUUUUAUUUCCUGGCUAGUUCAGCCAGUUCCAGGCUCUUAGAUAGUAAAGAUGACGCGUAAGUGAAAGGCAGGCGAAAAUGUGAGCGUGUGAUCUUGAAAAAGGGGGCGGUGGCGGGAAAAAGGCCGACACCAGUUUCCUCCCGUUUUAUUUUCGUGUUUUCGCGGACGUGACUACGUCGGAGCCUGGAAAAGGCUAAGAUUAUAGUUGGCUUGUAAGGUAGUGUCCCAGAAUACUUCAGAUACUUAUAUUAACUUUCCGCGCCAGUUUCUUGAACUUAAAACAUAUAUUUGUCAAAAUUCAUUUUCCUUCGUCAUAUUUCUUGUUUAUAUCCUUUUGUUUUUUGUCUUGACAGGCACAUCUACAAAAUUGCGAGGGUCUCCUUACUGCCUGUCCAAACAAUUGCGGGAUUAAAAUUGAAAAUGACAAAGUGACGCCAGUUAAAUCAUCUUUUGUUUCUGAGCUAAUCAUUUUCAGCCUUAGAUAUUAAAUCCUUUAAUACUGAUUCGUCAGUUAAUGUUUUUAUUAGUGUGAAGUCUUAUGUGAAUCGCCUCUUUGACCCUGCGUGAAAACCGUGAGGAUCACGAUCAAUUUACUUUUUUUCACUCCAAAGAUUGUAGUGUCCUUUGCUGUGGGCGCGCUUGGAGAAGGCAGAGCGGGACUGGGCGCUGGCGCAUCUGGCCCCAGUUGUUCAAAAAGUAGAUAGUGCUAUCCAUCGGAGAAAUCACUAUCCAGCGGAUAAGUAUAAGGAAAACCAAUAGCACUAUCCGUUAGAUAGAUAUUAAUCCGGUGGAUAGUACUAUCCAACCUUUAAACAACUAAGGCCUGAUUCUUCCUUAAUCCUUUUCAAUUCUGUCCUUCAUAAGUCUUCUGCUCUCGCCAAUGUAGCCCUUAACUACUAUCUCGGGGAACUCUUUAAUCCACGUCAUUUUAAUUCUUAUGAAACGUCUUCAUUAAACUUUUUGUAUCCAGGUACGAGAGGUCUAUGUUGUAGUAAAUAAACCGGCACUUAUUUUCUUUCAGGCCUCAGAUCACGUUAAAAAUACAUGUCUACUGACAGAAGUUCCUUGUCCAUAUGAAUGGCUGGGCUGUUUCUUGAAGGUAAGUUUUAUUGGUUUUUAACCAUUUAACCCUUUAAGUGUAAGACACAAUAUCCACAUACAAAUUCUUCUCAUCGUUUUCAUUCAUUCUCAUAACCCUUCCUCUUAGAAUAAGUAUCGUUCAUCUUCACGAGCUAAUAGAACUGUAUUUAUCCGAAAAAAAAAAUGAACGAUGCGCUAAAUCGAGUUAAAAAAACUAGUUCUAUACGAAUUUGAACGAAAUAUCUGUCCUUGCCCUUACACCACAUGUUUCGCUCUACCACUACUACCAUCUACUAACUAUAUUUUUAACAAGAAAGGUUAUGUAAAUUUCCUCAACAUGAUCCUACUGUAAGACAAAUAAGCUCAUUUUUAAGGUCCAUUUAGGGGGCUUAUUUUUGGAGGCACUUAUACAUGUAUACGAAGAAAAAUGUGAGUUAUCAAAUUGGCUGGGCUUAUAGGUAUACGUCUCAAAGUCGAUUGAGCUAGUAGCUUACGAUUGCAAGGAAAUCUUAAUUUGUUCUGGGCAUGGAGUUUUUUCUGACACUCUUGAGACGGUAAAGCCUUUUAAACACUGACCCAUGCAAACGUAAAACACAACAACUAAUUCUUUAUUGAAAGUGUAUUACUCAGCUCGAAAAGGUAAAGCAACGUCAAUAGAACAAGGUACGUUGUCAAAUGAAAUGUAGCCCCCAGUUUGAUACAUGUUAGUCUCAAAAACAGUGUAAUCAGCUUCUCAGUUCUGUGUUGGUGACUUCAAAAUCUCCCUCAUCUGAUCAUGAGUCGUUGUCGUCAGUUAAAGCGCAUCGGAGGACGGUUACUUAACCAGAUGGGUUUAAUGCACUUCGAGUUUGUGGGGGAAUGGAGGGUGGUUAUUGCCGGAAUUUUACGGUAUUCAUAGCUAUUAAAUUUAGAACUAGUAAUAACCAAAUAUUAGAGAGUGCGGGCUAGCCUGAAUUUCAUUCAUCCGAUUACUUCGAAGACUCGAAGUAAUCGGAUGAAAUUCAGGCUACGUAAUUUGCGAUUUCUUUAAAAAAUAUGAUUGGGGGUAAAAUAGACCGCAAAACAGUCGGUUUUUUACUCAAAAUCAGUAAAGAAAUCGGUAAAGUGUGGGGCGAGAGAAAAAAAACGACUGUCUGUUUUCCAUACAAUAAGUUCGUUCCCACCAGGGGGUUCAAAAGUGUCGUCGAGCUGUCAAAAAUCUAAUCACAACUCUACCCUCGAAACACACGGUGAUUGAUUUCGAGGAAGAAUAGCGAAUCUUGGCGCUGUAUCCAGUAAUUCUAAAGUAGUAUUUGGCAGUUUUUAGCGUUGCUUGUCUGUUAAGUGUAGUGUAUAUUUAUAGUGAAAUCUGGUAUACAUAGUGGAGGAUCAAAAAUGAGUGGAAGUGGCAGUACGCCAACAAAGCCUGUGCCUUCUGUUCCUCCUAAGAGUGGAUGGAUAAGCUCGGAAAGCACAGGGUCCAGAGAAUAUGUGUUUGUCGUUAGAACAUCAAAGCCUGUCGAAAACCUCUGAGAAAAUGGGUUAUUUUGAUCGCGUUACAGUUUCGUUACACAUUCUAUAUACCGCAAAACCAAGAGACUGAGGGCUCGCAAGAUCGGCUUACAGUAUAAAAUACGGAAAGGGAGGAAACAAAUUUGGGGACGAUUUUCGAAUCCCUGAAACUCAAAUGGAAUUGAAUGAAAUCGCCUGAUUUUACUAACCUGAGCUAGAAUUCUUAUGUAUUUGCCAAAUACUGUAGGAAACGGCAUAAAAAAGCCUUCAAAUUCAUUUUCGGCGAUCGAAAUUUACGGUUUCGAGAUAGCGCUUUAGUUCGCUGUGCAUCGCAACAGAUGAUGACGGAAAUGACGUAAUAAAGUAAAUGUGCGCAAGAUCGGAGCAAUAAAAGGGGAUGAUAAGCCUACACCACUUUUACAUCAUGCCAAAAUGCUGCUCGUUCCAAUAAAGUUUUUUUCCUCGGCUGGGUAGAUUAUGCUCUGGAAGGUUCUACAUUUUCAUUGAGCAAAUGCGAUUUUAGCCGCAUGUUUAACACUGAGAGGUCAUGACACACAUCGAUUAACUGUGGUUAUUGUUUCUGGUCGGCAGGAUUUGCCCUCUGAUGCAACCGGUAUGACCUCUUGAAGCGUGAAGUUUUUUAUUACGGUUAAAUAAGGGUUCCAAGGUAUUCUCCAAAGUGCCUUCUGGAUCUGAAUAACUAAGCGAUUUUUUUUAGUUCGUGAAUGUAAUGUUUUUCUGCAAUGCUGUAUCACGCUGAGCCCAGCUCGUUAGUUUUGUUUGGAGAAUGUUAAAUUACAGUUCGUGUGUGCUCUGGCAAUAAAACGUGGCGCUGAGUAGAGCGGAGGUACAAGGCAACUGUAAUAUCAUCACGACUGAGCCAUUCUUCGGUAGUCCCAAUAGAGUGCCACCUCUUGCGUCUUUGGCUGUGCGUUUUGCGACUACUGGGAAGUCCUUUUUUUUUUCACUCGGCACUUCGUGCCUCGGUCGCCCUUCAGGUAUCUAGGAAGAUCGAAGGAGACUCUGCUGGCAGGGUAGCCUCCCCGCAGACGUUCUUUGGGGUUCGUUUGUCACGCAUUCAUUUCUCCCCCACGGAGAGGGGAGAAAUGAAUGCGUGACAAACGAACCCCAAAAGGACGUCUGCAGGGAGGCUACUGGCAGGGUACCCUUCAGGCGACGGCCCUCGGUCGCCCUUCGGGCGACGUGCCGUGCUCCAGCGAGGAUACGGCUUGCGGUUAUUAAUUUUCAAAACGGCGAACAACAAAGUCGAUCUGGGUCAGAUAAGAAGCGAAGAAAUCGUUUACAGUAGAUUCAUAAAGAUCCCAUUGGGCUAAUUAAUCGUGCUAAGCGACAGGUAUAGACAUUUUUAAAGGUGAGACUUUAAAUAAAACUCCUCUGGACCCAGUGCGGAAAGUGUUUUUGUUGCGCCUACCAGAAAAGUAAGAAGCGUUACCAAAGUUGGCCGACCUACUGGAAAACAAACUUUUCGUUGUCCUCGAGGAAGGAGAAUGUCUGUCCAUAAAAUUUUGCUCUCCGUGCGAAACAAAGGUUAGAAACUGCGCUGCGAUGCUUUCGGGUCCUUUCGCAAAUUAGAGAAAAACUGAACACGCCAACUUACAAUGAACAAUUAUCGCAAUUGAAGUUAAAUCCCCUCAUUCCAAUCCACUUCUUCGUGAUUUGGCUCUGUAAAUCACAGUCAGCGAGAAAAAGCAUCCAGUCUAAAACGCUAACGAGCUGGGCCCAGCGUGACAAAACGUUGCAGAAAAAUGUCACAUUCACGGAGAUAAAGAAAAUAGCUUGGCAUUAUUCAAAUCCAGGAGGCACUUUGGAGAAAUUAAACAAGCUAAAACCCUCAAUCAGCCGCAAUGAAGAGCUUUACAUUUCUAAAGAGGCCAAAACAGAAAAUGCCCUGGCGUCAGAGGGCAAAUCAUUCCGACCAGAGAAAAUCAAUAUGCGUGUCAAGACUAGGCCCCUCAGUAUGAAGCGGCCAAAAUUCGCAUUUGCUCAGUCAAAAAGAUUUCCUCCAAAGCAUGAUCUACCCGACAGAGAAAAUAAUUCAUUGGAACAAGCAGUAGUUUUGCAUGAGGUAAAAGUCGUGUUUUGCUUACCGAUCCCCCUUUUUUACACAGGCGAGAUAACAAUGACGGUGGGCCGUUGCACACAACUUGAAGAACUCUUUGCUUUAACAAACAUCUGAUAAAUAAGGCUUUUGCCAAAUCCUGUUGGUAGGACACAGAAAACAUCUUUUCCCCUGGGCAGCGACUCCAAAGCUUCCCUUUACUCCGAUUUUAAAACAAAUCCCAAUUCUUGCGCGAGCAAAUCAAGGCGAUCAACAUCCGUCAUUUUACAGCGAAAGCUUUAGGAAUUCAUCACGGUACGGAAUAUUGCAAAUGACUUAAUGAAAACAUUACUUGACAUGCAGCUUGCAUCGAAAUAUAGCCAAUUGGAAUUGCCGUGGCUGGUAGAAGCGGGUAACUCGAAUUAAUGUAACGUCUCUCCCUAGUCUCGCUCUCUGUUUUCAGCCUCGUUCCAGACCUUUUGUCUGACUGCUUGCGCGUACUUGAAUACGCAAAAAUACCGACUGUUUUGUAGUUUAGGGGUAAAAGAAAAAUGGCAAAAAAAAGACUUGUUUCAUUUCAGAUUCAGAGAGAAGUGCUUGAAUCACACCUUGAAGGCGAGACCAGAUAUCAUCUUCAUUUGUGUUGUUGCAAAUUAAACGACACCAAGGAUGAAGUGAGAAAUCUUCAACUUGAAGUUGGAGAAAGAGCACAGGCUGUCCAAAAUCAAUUUGAAGAAAGAGUGCAGGCCCUCCAGAAUCAUUUUGAAGACAGAUUACGCACCCUCCAAAAUCGCUUUGAAGAAAGAGUUCAGACCCUAGAAAAUCAUUUUGAAGAGCGGGUAAACUUGCUAACCGUCACUAGCGAUAAAUUGAGGAAGAAUCUGAGUUUCACUAAAAUUAUCUGCGCUGUUGCUGUUGUCAUUCUUGCUGCGUUAAGUGGAAUGUCAAACCAUGAAAGUGCUAUUAGUGAUUUGAAAACAGAAAUGGAAGGUAGAGUGGAUGAAGUUCACAAACAUCGAAAAGAAAAGGUGAGUUGAAGUAUGUAUGAAACCAGCUGGAAACAUAUAAAUGAUUUAGUCAUCCACACUGUUAUUGUUUUCGUUUGCCAUAUUCCGAUACUUGGACUUUGGAAGCUUUUAUUUGUUUAACUUUUGUUAGAGAAGGAGGAAAGACAAGAACCUGAAGAAAACGUACUCUUAUAGAGGGGAAGAGAACUAUCGAAAAACGUCUACAGUAAGGUCAAAAUACAAAAAAAUUGAUUUCUUAAAAACUGAAAUUCUACCUUGUCACCGCAAUGAGAGAUCACGUGAGAUAGUCGGCAUUGCGCCUGCGCAACCUCAUUGCGUUGUUGCUUUCCUCGCGAACGGUACGUGAAUGGUGUACUGAGGGGUUGCAUAAAUCGUUUUCAUUUGUAGCUAGCAAGCUGUGGAAUGAACUACCGCCAUGCAUACAUUAGAAACUCUUAAUGUGUUUAAAAGGCUCUUCAAAAGUUCAAUUUAGAAUCUGUAUACUAGUUUUUGCUUUGAAUAUGUUAAUAAGUUAUUUUAUCAUAAUUACUAUUAUCUAAUCUGUUUUAUUAUUUGCUAUCAUAGCUUAGAUCUUUUUUUAAUGAUAGAUACUUAUAUAAUGACAUUCAAUAUGUAAUGGACGUUAGUUAUUAAAUUGUUAAUUUUUUUUGUUGUUGUUCUACUUAGGUUUUUGUAAUUUUUUUUCUACACGGGCACUUUUGAACGAGUUUUUGUUAGCUUCUAGCUGUUUAGAUGUAUAAAUAAACUGCUGGCUCACUGACUGACUGACUGACUGACUGACUGACGGAAAUUUCCGACGACGAAAAUGCCUACUAAUAGACAAAACCCGUGGGACGAAUCUCCUGAAUUGGCUAGGGAACGAAUUUUCUGCUAGAAACUAUUAAGAAAGGUUUAGGUUACAGUGCUCUGAACACUGCACGAACUGCACUUUCAUGCAUUAUUCAACCAAAACAUAUGGUGUCUUUUGGCUGUUUAUGAAUCUCGCCCCUCCAUACAUCGAUAUUUCGAAACUAGGGAUGGUAAAGUUGUGCUACAUUUUCUUGCUAAUUUAUAUCCUCCAUCCAAGUUAACACUCAAGGAGCUUACCCUGAAGCUUGUUAUGCUUGUUACUUUGGUCUCUGCUCAACGCGACCAGUUUAUCUACUUACUGGAUAUUUUAAAUUGCAUGACACAAACUGAGACUACGUGACAACUGUGCUCUUUCUCGUCACGUACAAUGUCAUACAGUCUAAAACAGGAACCAAGCAACAUGCAAUUAAGCUUGAGGCUCAUUCGCUACUAAGUUCAAGCCGCACAGCACUCGUGCAGCUUCUACAUCUGCUGCCAAACGAAAUGCAGUCCCAUUGGAGAAUAUCUUGACUGCUGCUGGAUGGAAAAGUGACUGUGUAUUUGCAAAGUAUCACAACAAGCUACUUGAAAGAAAAUCCUUUUCUGAAGUAGUGCUCACACACUUUUAAAGACCUUAAUUGACCUCUUAUUAACACUGCAUAUGUGUAUCAGUGUUUUUCUGUUGACAGAUUUAUACAAAACAAUAUACGUUGGAUUUCUAGAAGUGGUCACUUGAGAACUUUGUGCAUGCAGUUACUUUGAAAUCUCACGUGAUCUCUCUGCGGUGACAAGGUAGAAUUAUAAAAUUUAACAAGACUUACCUGUAAGGUGAAGUUUGGGUUCUACCUUGUAACCAUGGCAAUGAGAGAUUUCGUGCCCACCCUUAUGAUUCUCCCACCCUGUGUGUUUGGAUGGUUAUGGUGGCAUGCAUGAAGUCUUAGACUACGAGUAGUCCCCAUUUAUCCUCAGGGAUAGUAGAGCGAGCGAAACGCGAGCGCUACACGUAGUCUGUAAAGUCAUUGAAGAACGAGUUCGCGCAGGCGCAAUGCUAUCUCAUUGCCAUGGUGACAAGGUAGAAUCUAAUUCAAACUUCGCCUUACAGGUAAGGCACGUUUAAUUUUAUAACUUUACUAAACGCUGAGAAUGAAUGACCUCAAAGGCAAGAUACAAGCCUUGAAAACUUUAGACUGUUCACAGUCCUCUAUUUUUCCGUAAGAUCGUCGAGAGCGAGCGCUUUGCGUUACGGGCUGCCAUUGCGUGAGUGUCCAAACUACUUAGGGGGCGGGGGCGGUUUGGGAGGAAGAGAGAAAAACAGAGGGACUGUACUAACAUCAAUACAAGUCGCGUUCAGGAGGCGUGACAGGAAGUUCACGCCUCUUACUAUUCAUUAAUUAAGAAACUCCGCUGGUGAUGAAAAACAUGCCAGACACAUUUAGCAUCUAUUUCGCGUGUUUACAAAUAUCUGCUCGAAACAGUGAUUUUAUACAGUUUCCGGGCCAUUCCUCCAAAUAAAUUCGGCAAACAUGCACAGUUUAAACAUUUUCCUAAUCGAAGCGCUAAGCAUGCUCGCUACACGACAGAUUAAAACGGUUUAACGUCCCGAUAAAAAGCCAGGCAUUUCUGACAGGUCGUUUUUUUUGCGUCGGCGUAGCGUUAAAUUUCAGUUCGUUUAGCAGAAACUGUGUUGCAUGCAACAUUCCCCUGGCCGGGCUGCUUCAAAAGCAUGUUGGCUGACGUGAUUCAUCCUCAGAAUACCAAAAAUCCUUCGUGUGUUGGCGCAAGAUGUGCCUUAUGGUGGUGUUAUUGAAGCGUGCGUUUUAAGUAAUGGUCCGUGUAAGAGGUAGGCAGGCGAACGGCAAAAGUAAUUAAAAGGUGCUAACUUUUAAUCAUUAAUUUCAAUUAAAUCAAGCAAUCUGAUUGGCUGAAAUCCAAAAUCGCCGCCAUAAAACAGAGAGAAACGUGACAAAAACAACUUUUUUUAGCUUUAUUUUCCCCAUUCCCCUGUCCCCUUUAUUUUCCCCAUUCCCCCUUCCCCCUCACGGCCAAGUUUCAGCAUUGUUCUAUGCGCCAAUCAAAAGUUAAAGAGGAAAAUGUGCAACACACGCGCGACCUUGUUGUGACCCCAACUUAGAUGUGACACUUGAGAUGUUAGGAAAUUUGUCUUUUACCUUCGUUGAAAAUCUGCAUUUUUUCUUUAUUGAAUAUUUAUAACAAAUUUACUGUAUUUUAUCACCGGAGUGAUCGUCAAAAUGCUCUUCAACAUGGUUUGCUGCCGUCCUCAACAUGCCGAAUAGCCAUGUGGAAAUUUGGGCCCGGCGUAGUUCUUUUCGUUGUCAGGCCGGAUCAGGAGGAGAUCGGAAUAAUUGUGGCACUAGAAAUUGGAGUACAGCUGGGCAUAAAAGGAGAAAGCGAAAGAUUUGUUGUUUUUACAUGGAUCAAUUUAUUUCUCGAUGUAGAACACUUGAGCUUGAGGUAAGCUGAACUCGAUAGAUUUUUGCACCUCCGCGCGCAUUAUGUGUUAUUCAUUUGUGUUUGCCCUUCUCGAAACUUCCAUAUUCCGUGUAUCUUUACCCAUUUCUCAUUCGAUUUUUUUUCUCUCUAGACUGCUUCAUCAAGCGAAAUGGAAGUUCGCCGUGGACCUUAAGUUAGAAUGAACGAAUUGAAAUUUGUGACACAAGUUUGCAUUUUGUACCUUUGAGGUCUGAGACGGAAGUCGUUUAGGAAUCAUAUAAAUAGCUGUCACUGGUGUUUGAGUUUCUCUUGGUGCGGAAGAUCUAGCGAGCAUGACUGCAGCUUGCCUUUAUUUUUUCCAAGGACGAGAGAGAAUGUAAGAAGGAUUUUUAUAGCGUAAUAUCAAAACCUUGUAAACAGAUAAACUGUAGGAGAGCUUUUUCUUAAACUCGAUUCUCCGAACAUGCAAGAAUUUUUUCUAUCUGGGCAACAUCAUCUUUUUUUCCAAAUGCAGAACAUUUAGAUAACAUUUAGAUUUUAUUUUGUGUACUUGUUGUUGUUCUGUAUUGUGGACAAAUUAUGAACGCGCGACACUGGCGCGUUCGCCAGAUUCGCCACGUGAGAGUGAAUUGCUGCUGUUUACGAUCCUAGUUUUGACAUUUCUUUUGUGAGAGCCGACGUAAAUGUUGUUCUCAACGUCGCUGAUUGAUGUAACACUGGGCUCAUCUUCAUGUAAUUUCAUAUCAGGUUAACUUCCUCGGGUUUGGCGCAUAGAAAUCUUUUAAAUUUCAGAUAUGUUAUAUUUUUCAAGAUAACAAAGCAAUAGACGAAAUAAAAAGUUGUUCGUUUGAGUUUUAAGCUAUCUUAAUUCAACUCUAAAAUUCAAAUUUCGCGCUUUUCGCUGCGUUGACCAAUCAGAGCAUUCAGAUUUAAUUUGAUUAGAGAAAUUAGCGCCUGAAAAAUAACUGACGCUAUUGCCGCGGGCUAUUGUUUUUCUGCCUGCUUCUUAGCUGGACCAUUACUUAAAGAAACGGCGGCUUGUCAACGACUUGUCAGUGUCGGCAACUUAAACUAAACCCGCUGUCAACGCAAAUUAACAUCUAUUGUCUAAUCACCAAUCAGACACCUGCGUUGCUGGUACAACCCGCUCCGUGAACGCGAGCUGCAGUGAUGUUAUUACAGUCCCUCUCUUUUUCUCGUCCCCCUCCCCCUACAGCUAUAAUCUCCAACGCCCGCCUCCCCCUUCGGUACAUUUGAAAAUCAAGAGUUCCUCGACGAUCUCACGAUAAAAUAGGGGACUGUGAACAGUCUAUGAAAACAUCUUAAGACAAGCGACGAAAACAAAUUAACAACACGCUAUCGGAGCGUACACUUGGUCGUCGUGGUAUCAUGCGUAUGUGAGGAUUUUUUGUGUGAUGCACGUGUGACUACCACAAUGUUGUUAAUUUGCAAGGGUUGGUAUGAAGACUUGGGGCCAUAGUGGACGUUGCUUAGUAUAUAAGUAGCUCGAAUUUUUCCUCGGAGUUCAUAGCGUAAAAUACAGUGGCUCACCCAAUAGCGAACGCACGCGACUAACAAAAAAUGUUAUGGACUGGUAACAUGCGAAUCAGCUCUCGCUUUCUUUCCCCGCACCUACCAUUUUAUCAUCUCAAUCAUUUUUAAUUAAACUAAGCGAUUAUUUUAGCCCAUUUUCUUCCAUUUCCCACACGGAACCCUCUAGUGCACGAUAUUGUAGCUAAUUUUCACAUGGAAAACCAAAUUAGGUCGGGGUGGGGCAAGCGGCUAAUCCGUCAACUCAGCGUCUAAUCUGACGGAUCGCGUGUGAGUCGGUUCAAACCCUGGGUAAGCAAAAACAAAAACUUAUUUAUUCCUCGAAUAAAUUAAAAUAUUUGUUGUAGCCGAAAGAGCUCGAAGUGAUCUCAAGGUAUAUCGAAGUAAUUGAGGGUUGUCCAAUACUCACAAAUAGACUCCAUUGGUGUUACUGGUGAGAAGAAGGGUCUCCAUUGGUACCAAUGGUACGAUUGGUACCAAUAGAAAAGCAUCCUAUUCCAAUGGUUCUAUUGGUGAAUAUGCAUCUCAUUAAGGAGACUUAGAUUAUUUUCUCAUGUGGUCUAGCUGGGUACAGGGCAAUUCCAAUGGUCCAUUGGUACCAAUGGUACGAUUGGUACUAAUGGAAAAGCACCCUAUUCCAAUGGUUCUAUUAGUGAAUAUGCAUCUUAUUAAGGACACUUAGAUUACUUUCUCAUGUGGUCUAGCUGGGUACAGGGCAAUUCCAAUUGUCCAUUGGUACCAAUGGUACGAUUGGUACCAGUGGAAAAGCACCCUAUUCCAAUGGUUCUAUUUAACUGAACAUGCAUCUCAUUAAGAGAGUUAGAUUAUUUUCUCAUGUGGUCUAGCUGGGUACAGGGCAAUUCGAAUGGUCCAUUGGUACCAAUGGUACGAUUGGUACCAAUGGAAAAGCACCCUAUUCCAAUGGUUCUAUUGGUGAAUAUGCAUCUCAUUAAGGAGACUUAGACUAUUUUCAGAUGUGGUCUGGCUGGGUACAGGGCAAUUCCAAUGGUCCAUUGGUACCAAUGGUACGAUUGGUACCAAUGGCAAAGCACCCUAUUCCAAUGGUUCUAUUGGUGAAUAUGCUUCUCAUUAAGGGGACUUAGAUUAUUUUCUCAUGUGGUCUAGCUGGGUACAGGGCAAUUCCAAUGGUCCAUUGGUACCAAUGGUACGAUUGAUACCAAUAGAAAAGCACCCUAUUCCAAUGGUUCUAUUGUUGAAUAUGCAUCUCAUUAAGGAGACUUAGAUUACUUUCAGAUGUGGUCUGGCUGGGAAAAAGGCAAUUCGAAUGGUCCAUUGGUACCAAUGGUACGAUUCGUACCAAUGGAAAAGCACCCUAUUCCAAUGGUUCUGUUGGUGAAUAUGCAUCUCAUUAAGAGAGUUAGAUUAUUUUCUCAUGUGGUAUGGCUGGGUACAGGGCAAUUCCAAUGGUCCAUUGGUACCGAUGGUACGAUUGGUACCAAUGGAAAAGCACCCUAUUCCAAUGGUUCUGUUGGUGAAUAUGCAUCUCAUUAAGGAGACUUAGAUUAUUUUCUCAUGUGGUCUAGCUGGGUGCAGGGCAAUUCCAAUGGUCCAUUGGCACCAAUGGUACGAUUGGUACCAAUGGAAAAGCACCCUAUUCCAAUGGUUCUAUUGGUGAAUAUGCAUCUCAUUAAGGGGACUUAGAUUAUUUUCUCAUGUGGUCUGGCUGGGUAAAGGGCAAUUCCAAUGUUCCAUUGGUACCAAUGGUACGAUUGAUACCAAUGGAAAAGCACCCUAUUCCAAUGGUUCUAUUGGUGAAUAUGCAUCUCAUUAAGGGGACUUAGAUUAUUUUCUCAUGUGGUCUAGCUGGGUACAGGGCAAUUCCAAUGGUCCAUUGGUACCAAUGGUACGAUUGGUACCAAUGGAAAAGCACCCUAUUCCAAUGGUUCUAUAGGUUAAUAUGCUUCUCAUUAAGGGGACUUAGAUUAUUUUCUCAUGUGGUCUAGCUGGGUACAGGGCAAUUCCAAUGGUCCAUUGGUAUCAAUGGUACGAUUGGUACCAAUAGAAAAGCACCAUAUUCCAAUAGUUCUAUCGGUGAAUAUGCAUCUCAUUAAGGGGACUUAGAUUAUUUUCUCAUGUGGUCUGGCUGGGUACAGGGCAAUUCCAAUGGUCCAUUGGUACCAAUGGUACGAUUGGUACCAAUGGAAAAGCACCCUGUUCUAAUGGUUCUAUUGGUGAAUAUGCAUCUCAUUAAGGAGAAAGAUUAUUUUCAGAUGUAGUCUGGCUGGGUACAGGGCAAUUCCAAUGGCACCAAUGGUACGAUUGGUACCAAUGGAAAAGCACCCUAUUCCAAUGGUUCUAUUGGUGAAUAUGCUUCUCAUUAAGGGGACUUAGAUUAUUUUCUCAUGUGGUUUAGCUGGGUAAAGGGCAAUUCCAAUGGUCCAUUGGUACCAAUGGUACGAUUGGUACCAAUAGAAAAGCACCCUACUCCAGUGGUUCUAUUGGUGAUUAUGCAUCUCAUUAAGAGAGUUAGAUUAUUUUCUCAUGUGGUCUGGCUGGGUAAAGGGCAAUUCCAAUGGUCCAUUGGUACGAAUGGAACGAUUGGUACCAAUAGAAAAUGAUGUCAUUCCAGUGGUUCUAUUGGUGAAUAUGGAGACAUUCAAACUUCUGCUGUUUUUUCACGGCAAGGGGUGCAAUCCUGAAAUCAUCAGUAGAUGGAUUCUUCUAGCUCAGUCCUGGGCCUCAUCGCAAGGUACAGCCGAGAAAAGAGCACGGCAAAUACAAUUUGUCAACGACAACGUUGACAUUAAAUACAUCAAUGGUUUUACUACGACCUUGAUUAUAGCAAACUGGUGUACCUCAAUGGGUUACCACGACAAACCCCACGUCAACAGUCAAAAGUGACUUCAGUCACUUGAAUAUAAAACGGCCCUCUUAGGAGCCACCAAAUACUAUACAAAGUCAUAACCAACAGCAUGAUAUAACCACCCUUUUCGGAAACUCUUCAUUGAAAACUUGUUUUGGUUUAAACGCUUCCAUGUAGAUAAUGAAAUUGCGCUAAGAAAUUUCAGAAGUUAAUUACACAGUGAGUUGAGUACAGUUGUUAAAACCUGUUGCCUCAAUACCACUUUGCUAGUUUCGCGCCUUUCCGCGUUAAUUGUUUCGGGUUCUUUUAACGAGUAAGAAUUACCAAAAAAUAGUGCUUGCGUUCAGGAAAGAAGACAUUCAUAUGUCAUGUUGUUGUUUGCUCGUGAAUAACAAUAGACAGAACGAACCCGACAGUGACGCGUUACCUUUCAAUUUUAAUGUUCGUACGAUGUUUGUUAUACUCACAGCACCUUGAUAUAUUAUUAGCGCUAGAUAUAUAGGUCGCCCUCGCUUUGUAACUAUUAGCGCGUUUCUACUUUGUGUGAAAGCGAACUUGUUUUGCGUGGUUAGCCUAUAGAACGAGGAAUAUUCAUAAGAAUUAUGGCGCGUUUUUAAUUGGUGUAACAGCGAACUUGUUUUGCGUGGUUGGCUUAUAGAACGAGGAAUAUUCAUAAUAAUUAUUAGCGCGUUUUUACUUAGUGUAAAAGGCAACUUGUUUUGUGUGGUUGGCUUAUAGAACGAGGAAUAUUCAUAAUAAUUAUUAGUGCGUUUUUACUUGGUGUAAAAGCGAACUUGUUUUGCAUGGUUGGCUUAUAGACCGAGGAAUAUUCAUAAGAAUCAUAGCGCGCGUGGUGUAAAAGCGAACUUGUUUUGCGUGAUUGGGAUAUAGAACGAGCAAUAUUCAUAAGAAUCAUAGUGUGCUUUUACUUGGUGUAAAAGCGAACUUGUUUUGCAUGGUUGGCUUAUAGAACGAGGAAUAUUCAUAAGAAUUAUAGCGCGCUUUUACUUGAUGUAAAAGCGAACUUGUUUUGCGUGGUUUUCUUAUAGAACGAGGAACGUUCAUAAUAAUUAUUAGCGCGUUUUCACUUGGUGUAAAAGUGAACUUGUUUUGCACCAAUAGGACCAUUGGAAUGGCAUCAUUUUCCAUUGGUACCAAUCGCACCACUGGUACCAAUGGACCAUCGGAAUUGCCCUAUACCCAGCCAGGUCACAUGGGAAAAUAAUCUAAGUCCCCUUAAUGAGAUGCAUAUUCACCAAUAGAACCAUUGGAAUAGGGUGCUUUUCCAUUGGUACCAAUCGUACCAUUGGUACCAAUGGACCAUUGGAAUUGCCCUGUACCCAGCCAGGUCACAAGGGAAAAUAAUCUAAGUCCCCUUAAUGAGAUGCAUAUUCACCAAUAGAACCAUUGGAAUAGGGUGCUUUUCCAUUGGUACCAAUCGUACCAUUGGUACCAAUGGACCAUUGGAAUUGCCCUAUACCCAACCAGGUCACAUGGGAAAAUAAUCUAAGUCCCCUUAAUUAGAUGCAUAUGCACCAACAGAACCAUUGGAAUAGGGUGCUUUUCUAUUGGUACCAAUCGUACCAUUGGUACCAAUGGACCAUCAGUUUGACGAAUCGUAUCCGUUUGUGUAUAUUGGACAUGUGUGAAGUAAUUCCGUUCUCUGUCCGUGAGCUUCGUGAGCAACUUUGGGACAUUCCUGAGCGUCGCGAUCCUUUUGAUUGGCGCGAUGGCCAAGUAAUAAGUUAAGAUUAGUUUUGUAUGGUUACAUACAAACUUGUACACAAGAUUCUCGCUUUGUUAAUAUUGCACUAAACAGCAUUGCUGAAAAGCCCAGGCUCCGCCCUUAAGGGAUACCUUUUUCAGGGACGGGGUAUUGAAACGUUCGCUGAUCUAUCCGAAAGUAUGAAAAUAAUGAAGCAUUUGGAAUUCUGUGUCUAUAGACUGACAUGACAAAGCAAAAUUGAAUUGCUGGUUUUCACAUGACGUCACCAAAAUUCCAACGACAAAACUAUCGAUCCUCCCGAGAUUUUACUUUCACGAUGUAUUAGAGCAGCUGAAAACUAAUUUUGUUUCAAAUUUUCGCUUCAAAAGGGUUCUUGGUUUUGUGAUAGAACUACGCUGAAUUUCUAAGCUUUUGGGUAACGCGGCUUUUAAUUAAAAAAAGUGACUUAUUUCAGGAAAUUUUCCUACCUAAACAAUUCAUGUAUUAGAAAAAGUAUUGCUUUAAUGUUUAUGAGUUCUUCGAAGUAUAAAUUCACCCUUUUGUAGCAAAACUCGGUAACAGUUGUUUCUGUUGGUUUCCGUCUGCCAUGUUGGUGCUCAUCCGGAUGAGCACCAGCAUGGCGUCUCCAUACAAAUCUCUAUAAAUUUGGGUAAAACGUUUCUUCGAAUUUAAUUUCUCGUAUACGAAAUAUUCCUCUGACCUGAAUCUUGGCGAGGAUCUUUGCAUAUUUACCUCCUUUCAUUUCCCAGAUUCUUGACUUUAUCUAUUGAACGGUUUUGAUUUUUAUUUUGAUCUAUUUUGAAUGGCGUGACACUGAAAACCAGCAAUACGGGUCAACUUCAGAGGUCAGAGGUUAAAUGAUUCCGAGUAUAUGUUUGUAGAAAUAGAAUUCAAAAUGUUAGCUUUAUCGUUAUAGACUACUGUCUCAAAGAGCUGCAUGGCACCAUGUUGUUUUAAGUUAAUGUUAGCAAAAACAGAAUUGGGAUUUGUUCUUUUGUAUUACAGGAUCAAAUACGAUGCUGCGUGCUCAUGCAAUAGUAUUCUAGACGUUCUAUGUUAUUUUUCAGACCGAUCUCUUCACACUCGACAGCGGUAACUAUAAACAGAAAAUCAGACAGUUUGAAACUAAAAUCCAGGUAAGAAGAAAAUAAUAGCUUACGUAGUCAUUCACGUUCAUGAUCUGAAUAAAUAAAGUGAUCAAUUUACCUCGUUAACCCUUUAAGCCCAAAUAACCUCAUACAAAUUCUCGGGAGUAACUAAUAGUCGUGGGUUGUAGGCACCGGGUCUUGGGUAGUGGGUACAAAGUCGUGGGUCAUGGGUAGCAUAGACCUACGAAACAAAAAGAAGAAGAGGUCCCUGAGGGUAGUGGGGUUACACCUCAAAUGUUUCUGAGUAGGGGUUGUGGUAGGAUAGCUAGUAGUACCUGGACAUCCCAAGUAUCGAGUUAAAAAGGGAAGGAGGCAUUUAUAGAAAAGUUAUAUUAGUAUACCGAGUGGCAGAAGGAAAAAUUCUUGUACCGGCCUCCUAUUAUUAACAUCAAGGAAAAAUAUCUUUUCGGAAGAAGAGUAUUCUAACACCAGAGAGCUCGGAAAAAAUUCCUAGCUCUGGCUGGGAAUCGCACUGACGACCCUCCGAGUUCUAAUUCGUAUGCUCUUAUAGCCACUGAUCUGCUGGAGGCUCUAUGGCGCGCAGUGUCGAAAUUUAACUGUUAUUAUACCAGUCAUAAAGGAUCAGUAUCGAGGACCUGUUAGACAUUUUUACGAAGAAAAUGCAAGGGAAAUAUGUUACGAAAGAAAACAAUUCGUGCAGCCCGAAAACCCCCCCUCCCAUAACUUUUCUAAUGGACGCAUAUAUAUGAUCAAAUGCGCGUUACAGAGAUACACGAAAAACAUAAUAAAAUGAAUGAUACCGUAUGAUAGCCAUGUGUCUGUGCAACAACAUGACACCCAGCUAGACGCAAACCCCCCUCAAUUUGAGAGAGACACUGAGCUUUGAAAGAAGGAGAUAAGCCCCGGUACAAAACUUCAGCAAAUCCACACUCUCGCACAAAGCAUAGUCUUUAGAACAACCCCACCCCCUGGAAUUUAACCCGGAUACCCCAAAUGCAUACCAGAUGAUAGCCCUGUGUCUGUGCAACAACAUGAGACUUAGCCUGGCGCAAGCCUCGCUAAAAAAAAAAUUAGCUGGCUCAACGGGGGCAACAACAACCACUCGUUCAUAAAAUCAAAUAAGCGCCCCCGGCCCCUCUCCUCGCUUUCACGAAUAUUAGGGAUACAAGAGGAAUGCAUAUCAUUGACGAGGAUGAUGAGAUCAUCGAUAUUUUAUAAACGUGCAAACCGACACAUUUGUGUGUUUAUUGUUUACUACGGUACGCUUGGUUUAAUACACGAAAGACUAUUAAUAUUAACUUUACUUUUCUAUAAGGACUUAGCCGAUUCAAAGUUACACUUCUUUGAAAGGAAAACUUGAUAAGUGCCCUCCUUGAUUAAGCGCCUUCCUUCCGAUAAGCGCCCCCUUCCCUUCCCCCUUCUUUUAGCCGUAAUCUUAAAUAAGCGCCCGGGCACUUAUUCAACGAAAUAGGGCACACCACCAUUACACUUUCAACGAGAUCAGUUUCUCCAAUUAGACUUUUCGAAAGGCCUUUAAUUUGUUAUUUUAGGGGGAACAUUUUGUCGGUCUUAAAAUCGUGGUCUGUACCAUGUUUUGCUGCACUGAAGACUUUGAAAUCGCGAAUUUCGCUAAAAGUACUGAGCCCCGUGAAGUACAAUAAUAGUAAGGAAGAUCAAGGCACAUGAAAACCUUUCGCUUUUUACUUUCACGAAUGCAGGCCCUGACAACCAGACUGGACAGUCCCAGAGUGGUCUGUGAUGAGAAGGCCACAGCUUGGGACAGUCGCCCCGAUUUGUCGUCCAUCAUGUCUUUAAACCAGCAUAACGUCGAGUGCCCGCAAGGUUUGUUCUUGGCCAGAUUCCAACUCAAGGCGGAGACCAACAUGGAACGGCUGAUCAGUUUCGAUUGGGAUAUGAUACACAGAGUUAGCUACCAUUACCACUGCUGCAAGUUCAUUCUGUAAGACCCCGUAGGGGCGUGGCUCAAAUAUUUAAUCAGUCAACAUUUCUUACCUAACAAAGUACUAGUAAGUGAAAUAAUCUAAAACACAAUACAACAGCCCGUUCAUCCACCUGACCAGAUGAUAUUUUUUUAACAUACGUUACAGACCCGUUGCCCAUGUGCAGAUGUGACGCACUACUUAGUAAAAGGCCUAGGUACUCAUACAUUUUACCUGUUAA